Molecule: messenger RNA, 986 nt
Organism: Macroventuria anomochaeta
Lineage: Eukaryota; Fungi; Ascomycota; Dothideomycetes; Pleosporales; Didymellaceae
Product: glutathione S-transferase
Exons: 1
Coding region: 206-931 (241 amino acids)
Source: RefSeq, a predicted model, not a curated record
AUGGACCCGAGUCGAAUCGCCAAAUCACCGUCAGCGGGAAACGCGUCUACAGAGUGGAUCACGUCCACCAAAGCCGACAACCACCGAGGAUGACCAGAGUACAUAAAGACAUGAUCCGCGACGAAAUGUCAAAUCCAGUCUCCACAAGCUUCCUCGACUCUAAUCACCAUCAGAGCCUUUUUCACAAACCACCACGACCAACAAAAUGGCAACACCAAACUUUACAGUCCACCAUCUCCAAAUCGGCCAAGGCGAGCGCAUUCCCUGGCUCCUGGAAGAGCUCGAGAUCCCUUACAAGCUUGUGAACUACCAGCGCUCGCCUCUCCUUUCACCACCAGAGCUCAAAUCCAAGCACCCUCUCGGUGCUUCUCCCAUCUUGGAAGACCACACCGACCCGUCCAAUCCCAUCACUUUGGCCGAGUCCGGUGCAAUCGUCGAGUACAUCAUCGGCAAAUACGCCAACGGGAAGCUCGCCCUAGGCCCCUCGCACAAGAACUUUGCAGACUAUCUCUACUGGUUCCACUUCUCCAACUCCACCUUGCAGCCCGCCAUCUUCAGACGCGCGAUGCUGCGCGGCGCCAUCCCAAACUCCUCGACAGACGCCCGGUAUCUGGGCGCGGAUGGACGGGUCAAGAAUGCUUUGCACCACAUGAACAACCGCUUGCUGUCACACAAAUGGCUUGCCGGCGAUGAAUUCACGGCAGCAGACGUCAUGACGGGCUGGUGCUUGACUACGAUGCGGAAGUUUGAGCCAAUUGAUUUGACUGAGUAUGAAGGUAUCCAGGCGUGGGUGAAGAGAUUCGGCGAGAGGCAGGCGUAUAAGACGGCGAUGGGGAAGAGCGAUCCGAAUAUUGACCUCGAGGAGACAUCAGGUGUGAAGGGGCCGGCGCCCAUAGAGUUGUUUACUAAGGCUAUGGCGGGGAAGAUGUAAGCUUGGAUAAAGCUGCUGUUGGAGGACGAGAUGUUAAAUGAGUAUACUUGGAAUA